Molecule: messenger RNA, 978 nt
Organism: Amphimedon queenslandica
Lineage: Eukaryota; Metazoa; Porifera; Demospongiae; Haplosclerida; Niphatidae
Exons: 8
Coding region: 37-891 (284 amino acids)
Source: RefSeq, a predicted model, not a curated record
UUGGGUGUGGAUUGUUGUCAUGACAGCAAAAGCAAUAUGGCGGACAACAGUAGGUGUAGCAGUGUAAAUAGCGACGCUUUUGAGCUCCCUGCAUCGACUUGGAUGGUCAUACAGUCUUGCUGUCCACAGAAAGAGGCUAACGAAGUCAAGAGAGCCAUAGGACAGUCUCUGAUUGAAGAAGCUUGUGACCUUCACACUGAAGCUAGUCUAUUGUUGGAGAUAUGGCGACAGAUGAGAGAAGAGGCUGAUCCUGGGAGACCUCACGAUGGAGACACUCCUGCUCGACUAGCUGAUCCUCCUGGAGUGAGGGACAAACUUAUACAAGAAAUUAAAUUCCUCGUCUCUUACUUACAGCAAAGAAAUUCUACCUCACCAGUUGUUCGGGAGACUCUAAAGAGCCCUGUCAUCACUUAUGUACAAAACACUGAAGUAUUUAUUUCAGAACACAGGAGCUCAUGCAGUCGUCCAAGCACCAGUAGUGAUAAAUCAUCUCGCUACUGCGACACACCAUUAGCUUUCAGUAAUAGUUCUUCUGUUACUGGCCUGUUGGAAUCAACUAGUUCAUUAAGUAUACAAGAUGUUGAUGAGUCCAUUGCUAGUAUGAGGAACACAGUCAGGGAAGAGAUAGACCAAAGACAUCGAGACAUUGACCUACUGCAGAGCUACAUUGACAGUGAACUCUCGUAUCAGAAACAACCAAUUCCGACAAUAAAAGAUUUACAAAGUGUCAGUCAAAAUUUGGAAAAAGAAUUCUUGGAUGAGAGCAAGAUCAUCAAUCAAAUGUCAUUACAACUACCUUCACCUCCAAAAAAACCUGCUCCAUUAAGAACAGUGAAUAGAGCCUCAAAGGUCAAACAUGUCAACAGAACAGACUGUAAUGCAAAAUUUUAAACUUGAGUCAAUAUGUACAUGUAUCAUAAUACUAUUUUAAUUUUUAAUACAUAAUAUAACCAUAAACCUCAUAGUGUUUGCUUUCAA